Messenger RNA from Closterium sp. Yama58-4, 1788 nucleotides. Lineage: Eukaryota; Viridiplantae; Streptophyta; Zygnematophyceae; Desmidiales; Closteriaceae. The record is from the annotation of a GenBank genome assembly.
AUGGCAGGACACGGCCCUCAUUCUCUUCGUCUGCCACGAUCCCGUGCACCUCUGGACGCUCGCUGGUAUGUUCGGGCUAGGCGGGCUGUUGCGGUUAUGAUUGCGUUCGUCGCGAGAGUGAUUGGAUUCGAUGCGGGGUGCAAUGUCGUUCCGCAGCUGAUGGAGAGUCUGGAGAAGCUGGCGGAGCGGGUGGCGGCGAUGGGCAUGAAGUGCGAGGAGACGCGCCUGCACGGGCUGGCGUUCUACUUCAACGAGCUGCGCCACCCCGCCUCCCAGUUCCCCGCCUUCCGCCUGCAGCCGGGGGAACAGGAGAGCCUCAUGUGCUACAUGAAGGAGCAGGUGGAGCGAGUGGAGGAGCUGCGCCAGUGCAUGGAGCGGAUCAACACUGUGCGGUCUAGCAUCAAGAAGAUGCAGGGGCUGGUGUCGCAGUCGUCUGCCUCCUCCAACCUACUGGCUGAGCUCGAAUCCGUCUCAGAGGACUACGAGCUGGACAACAACGAACCCUCCCAGUGCGUCCCUCCCUCCCACACAUGCAUGCAUGUCUCUCCUCUCCUUGCUGCGCAUGCCACCUUCACAUGCUCACAUGCUCACAUGCUCACAUGCUCACAUGCUCUGCCAUGCCUUCACCUUCCCCACUCCUUUGCCUCCUCCAACCUGCUGGCUGAGCUCGAUUCCGUCUCUGAGGACUACGAGCUAGACGACAACGACCCCCCCCCAGUGCAUCCUCCUCUUAUGCAUGCAUCACUGUCGCACCCUCUUGCUGCCACAUCCCUCUCAGUGUCACAUGCCACUCCAUGCCACUCCAUGCCACACAUUCCCUCACAUGUCUGGUCACAUGCCGGUCAACCACAUCCAUGUACCAACAACAGCAUUGCCCCACACCUCUUCCCCCUCUCCCCCAGACCCAGCAGUAGCAGCAAGGCGAGCAGCAACACGAGAAGCAGCGGCAGCGGCAGCGGCAGCAGCAGCAGCAGCAGUGGCAACAUGUCUUUACUGCGGGAGAUGAGUGACUCAUUUGAUGAUGCGGUGCUGGGCCAGCUGGGCAUGGCCAGGACCAACCUGCCCUGCGACAUCCCUGGAGGAGAGGAGAUCUUUCGAUUGAUGACUCGGCUUACAGAGCUGCAGGCGAGGACGCUCUGGGCAGUGGAGCUGGACCAUGUUGUCAGGAUCCUCGUGUUAACCGUCUUCAUGAUCCGAGACCGCGUGCUCUCCGUGUUCGGAAUAGAUGCUCACUCCGAGGAGAGCGUGUCGGAGAACGAGACGCUCGGAUCCGCGGGUCUGGCGCUGCGCUAUGCGCGCAUCAUCCUGCUGGCGGAGAAGCUCAUGAAGUACCCUUUUAUGGCCGCUGGUGGCACCAGGUACCGCCUCUCCUCUCUCUUGUGCUCUCUCCUGGCUGGCUGUGGGGCAUGCAAAGCGAGUGUGUGGGGCAUGGUCAGUUGGGUCUGGCGUUAUGCUGUGCGCACAUCAUCCUACUCGCGGAGAAGCUCAUCAAGUACCCUUUUAUGGCCACUGGCGGCACCAGGUAACACGUCUCCUCCCUCCCUUAUGCGGCAUGGUCUGGAGCCUCGCACUGCAUUAUGCAUCAUCCUACUCGCGGAGAAGCUCAUGAAGUACCCUUUUAUGGCAGCAGGCGGCAUUAGGGCCUGGCUGGCGCUGCGCUAUGCGCGCAUCAACCUGCUCGCGGAGAAGCUCAUUAAGUACCCUUUUAUAGCUGCAGGCGGCAUCAGGUACCUUCUCGCUCUCCCUCCGCUCUCCGCUACUCCGCCCUCCCUCUCCUUGCCUCCUUGA